AUGGAAAAUUUCACGGUUUCUGAGGCGAUUUAUUGUCGUCUUUGUUUGAACAAUGAUGGAAAUUUCAUCGAAAUUACCGAAAAUGAUCAACAACUCAUAGAAAAAAUUACGAAACUCUUCAAUUUCGAUGUAGAUGAGGCGGAUUUCUCUCACUUUAUUUGUGUUUCGUGCCACGAUCGAGUCUCGGAAAUUGCGGAUUUCAUCGAAAAAGUCCAGCAGAACCAAGAGACCUUGAGAAAUGCGAAUAUCAAAGAAGAACCUGUCGAAGAAGUUGUUGCUUUUGACGACGAAAUUCAGAAUUACGAUCAAAAAGAAGAAAUUAUCGAAGAAGAUGCUGAAGGAAAUUCCCAGGAAAUUGUUGUGACGGAGAAAUUUACGGAAAAAUAUUAUUGUGACGACUGUGAAACGGCUUUUUGUACAAAAUCCUCGUUAGUGAGACACAUGAGACGAUCUCAUUUGCCACUGGAAACAACAAGAGUCGAGACUACGGGAUCAGUGGCAAGGUUUUUUAAUAAAUUAAUUGAUAUCUCGCAGUACCUUUUAUGUGAAUUAUGUGAUGACAAGCCUGCCUUUGAGACUUUUGAGCUGAUGUGUGAGCAUUAUUCGACGCAGCAUGACUGUCGGGGGUACGUCAAGUGCUGUGGAUCUGUUUUUUAUACGAAACGAAGUGUUGUUACUCAUGCUGAUCGGCAUUUGGCGCCAACGGAUUAUAUGUGUUCAAUUUGCAACAAAAUGAUGCCCAACAAAGCUACUCUAAAAGAUCACAUGGAUCGCCAUCGUCCCGACGAAGAGAAAAAUUACGUUUGUGACAUUUGCGAGAAACGUUUUUACCGCGAAUAUCACUUAAUUUACCACACGCGACAAGUGCACAAAAAGGAACGCGAAGAGAAACACACUUGCGUCGAAUGUAACAAAUCCUACAGCACUCGAUGGGUUCUGGAGCAACACAUGAGACGAUUUCACCUUGGAGGCGACUACAAAACGUGGAUUUGCGAAAGUUGCGGCAAAAGUUUCUUCACGAAGCAGGACUUGCAUUCCCAUAUCAGCUUCAAACACACCGAUAAUCGUCAAAAAUGCCCGAUUUGUGGCAUUGUCAUCAAAUGUAUGAGACGUCACAUGCAGAUGCACAAGGAAAUGGAGCAAGAAAUUAAUUGCGAAGUGUGUGGAAAAAAAGUUCCAACGACACAGGCAUUGAAAUCUCAUAUGAAAGUGCAUGAACAAAAACGCUUUAAUUGCACCGUUUGCGAAAAAUCCUUCCGCCUAAAAGCUGCCUUGAUGGACCACAUGAGUCAACAUGGAGGGCGCCCGAGACAUUUUUGCCAUUUUUGUGAUAGAACCUUCAAUAAUUCCGGCAACAAAGCGAAACACAUCAAACUAAUGCACGCCGAAGAGCAACGACAGCGACUCGAGAAUCAAAGAUUGCAAAAAGAAAUGAAAUUUAAUGAAAGCGCGGUGAAUUAA
Culicoides brevitarsis is the source of this 1461-nucleotide messenger RNA. Its product is annotated as zinc finger protein 845-like. Gene Ontology annotation, cellular component: nucleus. Bases 1 to 1461 code for a protein of 486 amino acids. Lineage: Eukaryota; Metazoa; Arthropoda; Insecta; Diptera; Ceratopogonidae. Gene Ontology annotation, biological process: regulation of transcription by RNA polymerase II. The record is from RefSeq and is a predicted model, not a curated record. Gene Ontology annotation, molecular function: zinc ion binding; DNA-binding transcription factor activity, RNA polymerase II-specific; RNA polymerase II transcription regulatory region sequence-specific DNA binding. The transcript is spliced from 3 exons.